GUGCUCAGAUACAAGUACACACCUCCUUCAUGCAGAGGCGAUAGCUGCACACACAGUUUGUCUCACAGCAGGACCUGCAUCAUGAGCUGUGACCAGACCUAUCCGUUCCCACAGGUGUUUCUUGUGGAUAGAAGUGGAGGUCCUCAGCACUCUGCCCAGCCACCGAGUCUCGUACCCUGCUGGUCCUUCCCGCCUGCCCAGGAGAGGGUCAGGGGCCAUGGGAAGAGUCGGGGUUGCAUGGGAGUCAGUCACGGCGUGGCCCUGGUCGUGCUGAUGCUCUUCCUGCUUGUGUUUGCGGCCCUGGGCUUCGAAGCCUACCAGAUUCACAACAUGCAGACGGAACUGAGAGCGAUGAGAGAGGUUAAACCUGUGACUGAAUAUAACACAGCUCAGAAGCAAAUUGGUCUCUAUGAACCUGAGUUGAAUGGAAAAGAAAAAGACAACAGACCUGCCGCACACUUGAUGGGGCGGAUUGAAAAAAAAGAAUUCCCUAACACUUUGCGGUGGGAGUCGCAGGUUGGUCGGGCGUUCACGUCAGGGGGAGUGGCAUACCGGUUUGCUGAUGGUGCUCUGCAAGUCAACGAGACCGGACUCUACCACAUUUACUCACGAGUGGAGCUGAUCUUUAAGGACUGCUCCCCUACAUCCUCGUUUGUUCACUCUGUGUUUGUGAGGAGAGCAGAACGUCCCUCACCUGUGAAGCUGAUGGAGGCCCACAGAGCAGGUUUCUGCUCUCAGCAGCCGGGACACUCCUGGACCACUGAGAGUUACCUCGGCUCCGCCCUGCAGCUGCAGAAACACGACAAAGUUUUUGUGAACGUAUCGCACCCCAGUUAUCUUAGUCAUGCACAUUAUGCCAACUUCUUUGGUCUCUACAAGAUCUGAAGAGUUGGGGCUUUGUGUUUUAGUGUCAUAAUUGUACUCCAGUGAAUGUAAACUGCUCAGAAUGUCUCAGGCAGGAGUGAAUCUUACUCAUCACUUUACCCGAAUGAUUCCUAUGUUGAAUGUGAUUCUUAUGACAUAUCAUAACUGCACUGAAUAGCAUGAAUAUGAAAGGGUCUGCAAUGUUAAAUCCCAGAGAAAAUAUUGCACAUGCACUCUUUAUUGCCAGCUUUAAAAUUGGAGGUGAAAUAAAUUGAAGCAAUUUCCACACGUAUGGAUAAACAAAUAGUGUGCCUUUUAUAAAUGCUGAGAGAAUCGGUUAACACUAACACGGUGGUUUAGUUAUAGCAUUGUUAAAAUAUUUAUUUUAGUGUGGAUCUGACUCUUGUGAUGUCUAAAUGUGUGCUUAUGAAAGUGAAAAAGUGUUAUAUGAUGGUUGUUUGAUUAAGUAAAUAAAGAGAUAAUUUAAGUUGA
Molecule: messenger RNA, 1356 nt
Organism: Siniperca chuatsi (mandarin fish)
Lineage: Eukaryota; Metazoa; Chordata; Actinopteri; Centrarchiformes; Sinipercidae
Gene: faslg
Product: Fas ligand (TNF superfamily, member 6)
Exons: 4
Coding region: 82-885 (267 amino acids)
Biological process (GO): immune response; positive regulation of canonical NF-kappaB signal transduction; extrinsic apoptotic signaling pathway via death domain receptors
Cellular component (GO): membrane
Molecular function (GO): tumor necrosis factor receptor binding
Source: RefSeq, a predicted model, not a curated record